Prosopis cineraria is the source of this 2290-nucleotide messenger RNA. RefSeq names its product aspartic proteinase Asp1-like. Lineage: Eukaryota; Viridiplantae; Streptophyta; Magnoliopsida; Fabales; Fabaceae. The record is from RefSeq and is a predicted model, not a curated record. Gene Ontology annotation, molecular function: aspartic-type endopeptidase activity. Bases 748 to 2034 code for a protein of 428 amino acids. Gene Ontology annotation, biological process: proteolysis. The transcript has 8 exons.
UAUUUUCAAUUAUCCCAAAUUUUAGAAAUUUUAUAGAAGUAAGGUCCUCAUAGGCACAAGAGCUUCCAUUAGACUUCACUAUUGUUCUAAUAUAAUUCCAUGACUAUUGAAAAUUAUAUAUAUAUAUAUAUAUAUUUGGCCAAAGACAAUUGGAAGUUAGAAGCAUUUCACAAUCCACUUAAAAAUACACGGUGAACAUCUUGGCGAUGAAUUUUUUUUUAAAAAAAUUACUUUCUAAAUAAGCUGCCAAAUAUAUUUGACCUAACUUCUAGUAUUCACUUUUUCAGCACUCGGUAAAUUAGAGGAGAAUGAUAGUUAAAAAGGAAUAAGAACCUCUGACAUGACAAGGUAAAAGGAAUUAAUCUUGUAAUAAAUUUGCAGCCCACAGCCUUAGAUCAUAGGGGGAAGUCACUUGGUAAAAGGAAUAAGAACCUCUAACAUGACAUGCAUCAGAAGAAAUCCCAAUUCCCAAACCUUUGCAAUGGUGAGGUUCUCUCAAUUCUGAACCCAAACCCAAGCGAAAGAGUAAAAGGUGGUUAUUUUUUGUGGACAAUCUCGGCGGCAGGAAGCAAUACCAUGGAAUCAUUUUUUUUUUACCUCAACUUGAAGCCUUAAUUGACAACCCAGUUAAGAAACAGCAAAGCCGUGCAUGGUCAUAAAGUUUCUGACAUUAACGAGGAGAUUGCCAUAUUUUCUAACGGUAAUUAACCCUGAAAAUUACUCCCACAGAAAGGAAGGAGGGCGUAGAUGAUGAAGAUAGGGAAAGUGGGAUUGUUGGUGUUCAUAGUUCUGGCAUUGAGCUGGUCUUCUUCAGCCUGGUUUGGUGGUAAGCACAAAAAGGAAAGUCAGUCCAUUCUAGCAGGUGAAACGACGUCGUCAUGGGUCGUAAAUCGUGCUGGGUCUUCCAUUCUGUUCCGGGUUCACGGCAACGUUUAUCCUGUGGGUUUUUACAAUGUUACUUUGAACAUAGGCCAGCCACCGAGGCCUUAUUUUCUUGAUGUUGACUCGGGUAGCGAUCUCACAUGGCUCCAAUGUGAUGCUCCUUGUACCCGUUGUUCUGAGACACCGCAUCCACUGUAUCAACCCAGCAAUGACUUAGUCCCCUGCAAGGAUCCCCUCUGUGCAUCGUUGCAACCAUCUGAAGAGUACGAGUGUCAACACCCAGAUCAAUGUGACUACGAAAUCACGUACGCAGAUCAUUAUUCAUCUCUUGGUGUUCUUGUUAGGGAUGUCUUCAUCCUCAACUUCACUAAUGGAAUGCAGCUUAAAGUUCGUAUGGCACUUGGAUGUGGGUAUGAUCAGAUAUUUCCAGCUUCUUCUUACCACCCAUUGGAUGGAGUACUUGGGAUUGGCAGGGGGAAAACCAGCUUGAUAUCACAGCUUAAUGGUCAGGGCUUGGCUAGAAAUCUUGUCGGACACUGUUUAAGUGCGCAAGGUGGAGGGUACAUCUUCUUCGGAGAUGUUUAUGAUUCUUCUCGGCUUAUUUGGACACCAAUGACAUCUAAAGAUCAUUCCAAACAUUACUCAGCAGGAGCAGCUGAACUCAUUUUCGGAGGGAAGGCUAUGGGGGUCGCAGAUCCUGUUACUUUUGACAGUGGCAGCUCUUACACUUACUUCAACUCUAAUGCCUAUCAAGCAUUGAUUUCUUGGUUGAAGAAGCAAUUAGACAGGAAGCCCAUUAAAGAAGCCCCUGAUGACCUGACUGUUCCUAUGUGUUGGCACCCUAAAAGACCAUUCAAGAGGAUAAGUGAAGCCACGAAAUACUUCAAGCCUUUGGCAUUGGGUUUUACCAGAGGUGGGAAAGGUGAAGCUAUGUUUGAAAUCCCUCCUGAGGCCUAUCUGAUAAUAUCAACCAAAGGAAAUGUUUGCUUAGGCAUUUUAAACGGCUCUGAAGUGGGCCUGGGAAAUUUGAACUUAAUCGGGGACAUAUCCAUGCUAGACAAAGUGAUGGUAUUCGACAAUGAGAAGCAGUUGAUUGGUUGGGCACCCGCAAACUGUGACCGGGUUCCAAAAUUCAGAGAUGUCACCAUCUGAUCAUAGGCAAGACAUGUAAAUGGCUGGAAAGUACAGGAUGAUUGUUUAUCUCUUCAUUAUUUGUAUGUAUAUUUUCUUGUCAAGUUAUCGAUGUGAACAUACAAUACAUAGAAUUUAUUUGUACAGGGUACUGAAUGGCAAAUAAUUAGUCCUAUCACAAUUUGCUCAUUUGCCUGCAUUGUUGUGAGCUCUUAAUUGACAUAUCUCGUGCGAUAGUUCUAGCCUAGCAAGCAUCUUCUCCCUCCUCAGCAUGUCA